AUGACCACCACGGAUCCAUGCGCUAAACCAGCUCUCAAGAUCAACAUCGAUCUCGCUGCGCCAGCAGAAUCUCACCUCCAGCCCCCAGCGCAGGAAAGACGUCUGUCCGCCGAGAUUCUAAGCCUAAUAGAAGAAGCCUUCCCAGAACCAACCUUUGCGAGCGAAACUCCCUCCACAUUCAUCGAACAGAAUGUCGAUCCACCAGGAUACAACAACACAGACGACCCACCCCAAUACUCCACUGAAUCCCAUGGCACACUUCUCGACCGCCUCUCAGCACCACAAAUGUCCGCCGCCUUCUCCAUUUGCGUUUCAUUCAAGCGAAUCACAAUGGAGCCCCCUUUACCCGAAUCCCCGAUUGAAGUCUUGUCCGACCUCAUGCUCGUUUCUCCAGCGAUGUCUUUUGACGUGUUCUUGCAACAGAUACAAGCGAAGACGAGAGGACAUAUCUUGGCUUCGAAGCGGAGUCUGCCUGGGGAGUGUGUGGUUCAUGCCUUCUACGUUGUGUUUAGGGAGCGAAGUCAUGGGCUUCUCAUCAAACGGGAGAAGAAGUUCAAGCUCAUGAUCAAGCCAAGUAAUUGGGCAGCUGUUAUUGCGAGUUUGAGAGAUGGUAAGGCUGGCAAGAUUCAGGUCAAGUUUUGGACGGAGACGCCAGGGUCAGUGGCAGAACAGACAAGGCGUGCAAGGAUGGAGACAAACGUAGCCAGGAACAUGUCGCGCACUCUAUGGACAAUGGCGUGA
Messenger RNA from Pseudocercospora fijiensis CIRAD86, 741 nucleotides. RefSeq lists its product as uncharacterized. The transcript has a single exon. The record is from RefSeq and is a predicted model, not a curated record. The coding region runs from base 1 to 741 and encodes 246 amino acids. NCBI's taxonomy places the organism in Eukaryota, Fungi, Ascomycota, Dothideomycetes, Mycosphaerellales, Mycosphaerellaceae.